This is a messenger RNA of Raphanus sativus (radish), 2928 nucleotides long. RefSeq lists its product as uncharacterized. Gene Ontology annotation, biological process: proteolysis. Lineage: Eukaryota; Viridiplantae; Streptophyta; Magnoliopsida; Brassicales; Brassicaceae. The transcript has 9 exons. The record is from RefSeq and is a predicted model, not a curated record. Gene Ontology annotation, molecular function: cysteine-type peptidase activity. The coding region runs from base 1 to 2928 and encodes 975 amino acids.
AUGGCCGACGAAAUCCUUCCAGAAAGAAUGUUCGCCGCCGGCGAAGAACCAGUCGGAGAACGGGUCAACUCGUACAUCAAGACCAAAAGAACCGAGUUGCUUAUCUCCGCCCUAGAAACAGAGGAGUUAGCGUUUCUUCGUCAAUCUACUUUCGGCAAGAUUCUUGCUAUCGAGGACACUCCUCCAUUCUCUGGUGCGUUUUGUCAAUAUAUGAUCGUCCGGAUACUCAAAGUCAACAAACAGUACGAGGUCUGGUUUCUGUUUGCGGGGCACCCUGUCAGAAUGUCUUUACGCGAGUUCGCUAUCGUCACAGGGUUAAAUUGUGGGCAGUUACCCGAACCCACAAGGAGGAAACGUAACCCUUUGAAGGAAAAACUCUACUGGAACGAACUUCUUGGGUCUUUGAAGUUUUGUACAGUCGAUACAGCCAUCGAAAUGUUGAAGAUGAAGCUUGUGAAGGGCAAAGAAGCGAGGAUUAAGUUAGCCUGUCUUGUCAUCACAUCUUCUCUUCUUUUUCCUUCUUCGCACACUCCUAAAAUUAUCCCGGAACAUGUAGAAAUGAUUCGUGAUCUCGACGAGUUUCUUGCAUUCCCUUGGGGGAGAGCUGCGUUCCAAACGCUUGCGAACUCUCUCAUUUCUAAGGACGAAGUGAAUUUGGCUAAAACCUCUGUCGCACUCCGCGGUUAUGUUGAUGCAAUUCAGCAUGUACUUUUGGCUGCUGUCCCUCAGCUGAAAGAAGAAAUCACUGUGUCGGACCCGAUUGUCAUUGUUGAUUCCGACAGCGAAUGCGAGACCACCGAUGAAGAAGCCGCGCAGAAACCUCCCUCCAAUGCUGCUAAGUACUGUCUUAUUCCUGGGCACGCCAAGAACGCAGACGUCGAAUGCCAGGUACCUGUUAAGUGUAUUCUCGAUGACCCGUACGAAGGAUGGUCAGCUGGUAAAGAUUUCACUUGGGCCGAUGAAUUGAUAGACACCGCCGUAGACAACAUGGUCCGAUUGAUUACCAACGGUUUUCCUUUCCGUAAAGAUAUGUUUAAAGGUGGUAUGACCGCUAAGGAGCUUGCACGUCUGCGAGGCGGGGAGAAACUCAAGGACAAAGAACGAAGCGAUAAAAACGAGAACGAUUCCCCUGGGGAGGCAUCACGAAGCGAGAAUUGUGAUACUUCAAGCCAUGGUUUCUUUUUCGAGGAAAUCUCUGCACUGGAGAAGCGUAUUUACAAAGCAAUAGAAGACAAGUUUGAGAAACUUGGCGCCUCGACCAUCCUAUCACAGCAGCUCGCUUUCGAGGACUUAGAUAAAAGGAUCGCUGACUCCCUGGUCUGCCAAAUGAAGAUAAUGGAAGGGUCUAUUAUCAACAGUCUAUCACAAGUCAUUAGGCAGCCCAGCUCCAGCCGUGACGUCCCUGUUGAGGAAAUGGGUUUCCCAAAGUCUUCGCUGCCAGAUUCACCGACUGACAAAAGCAAGCUAUCAGAAGAACAACAUCAGAAGCCCGAUUCUGCCGCUGGGAAAUUCAGUAUGCCAAGUAUACCGGACAAUAGCACACCAUCUGAGGCUGCUGAAAUCCGCAUCAGGUCAGUGCUUAGCGAUCUUGACAUCGGGCCUGAUCAUAGCUCUCUCCCUGGGAAGACAGAUGUUCACAUCCCUAUGCAAACUUUUGAGGCUGUAAGUCCUGUCCGCGAUGGGAAUCUUGAAACUGAACCGGUAAAGGAACCAGUAGCAGCUAACAUGUCUACAGAUCAGGCAACCUCAUCUGUUGUUUCGACAAUGCCCCCUGCUCAGCACAUUGACGAACCGGCUGAGCAUAAUCUCGUGCCUGAACAGGUUAACUCUGACGACGUCUCACUCCAGUCUCAUGCGGUGGAAGACGAUCAAAACCCUGGUCAGCACAACGAGGAACCGGCUGACCCCAAUAUCCUCCCUGAACAGGUUAACUCCGAAGAAGUCUCGCUCCAGUCUGAAGAGGUUGAAGACGAAGAAAACCCUGCACAGCCAAUCGAAGAACAGAUGCACAUACCUAUUAAUCUACUCGAAAUGCCGUCUUUCUCACUGGGGCUCUCGCAGGAGGAGGGUCCUUCUCAACCAUCUAAGGAACAGGAGGAGGAAGUCAUUGAGCAGCGAAAGAGCAAAAGGCCUAGGCUGGUACCUGCUGGCCUCCAAGACUACAAGUGUGAUCCGAAAUUAACUGCCGCUUUUUACAUAAUCCCAGACCUUGAACAACGUUACAAGCAAAUGGAGGAGACGGUGGCAAAGCAAACGUGUGUAAUUCUCCCAAACGGCUACACCGCUACCUCCUACGAGUUCCGUGAUAUUGGACAUCGCAGAAUCCUACAACCUCCGGGGGUUGUUGACGCCUUGGUUGGCUUUGUUUCUCGUUGCCAAGCGUACGGUAAUAAGGUUGCUAUAUACGACAGCAAUCUCCCCGCAGCCUUAAUGAAACACCACUCUCGCUUCGUCAAGACUUCAGUAAAAGACCGUGUGAAGCUGAAGUUUGCUUUUGCCACCUUGGAGAAACCUAAGGAGUCCUCGAUAGAGCGAAUAUAUUUCCCAUUCAACAUCGACAGACUACACUGGGUUGGAGUUUGCAUUGACACAAAAGCAUCAACGCUUCAUGUUCUGGACUGCAAUUCUUCCCUCCGAAGCGACUGCUUGCUGAAGAAAGAUCUUUACCCGAUUGCGAACUUGAUGCCUUAUGUCCUCAAGGACCUCGGCUCACUGGAAACGAACGUCGCGUCGAAGUCAUUCACAGUGUCCAGGUGCAAGGGAAUCCCGCAAUCAACUAGUCAGGCGGAUGCCGCAGUCAUGACUGUACUGUUGAUUGAAGCUCAUGCAGCGUCUGGUCUGGAUGGGUGCAAGGCUAUUACUCCUCGUCUGCUUCCAGAUGCAUCCAAGCAAUUGGCCGUUAGAUUCUUCGAGUCCCUAUCUGCUUAA